Emiliania huxleyi CCMP1516 is the source of this 2409-nucleotide messenger RNA. RefSeq lists its product as hypothetical. NCBI's taxonomy places the organism in Eukaryota, Haptophyta, Isochrysidales, Noelaerhabdaceae. The coding region runs from base 1 to 2409 and encodes 802 amino acids. Gene Ontology annotation, cellular component: axoneme; dynein complex. The record is from RefSeq and is a predicted model, not a curated record. Gene Ontology annotation, molecular function: dynein light intermediate chain binding; dynein intermediate chain binding; minus-end-directed microtubule motor activity. The transcript has 2 exons. Gene Ontology annotation, biological process: microtubule-based movement.
AUGGCGUCCGGCCAGCAGCUCCGACGACACAUGGUGAAUUUGUGGCUUCGCGGUUACAAAUUCCGCGCAGACGACGCCCCCGUGAAGAAGCCUGCCCCUGCGCCAGCAACCGCCGAAAAGGACGAGGCGCGGGCUGAGCCAGCUGCACCGGCGCCGGCACCGGAGGAGCCGCCCACACCCGCGCCGGAGGCGGAGCCUGCGGCUGAUGCACCCGCCGAGGCUGAGCCAGAUCCGCCGGCAGCUGAAGCUGAGGCCGAGGCGCCAGUGCCUGAACCUGAAACCGUCUCGCGUGAUGCCUUCAUUGCAGCCGCGGCUGCGAGGGUCGACUUGGAGCAUGCGUUUGCAGAUUUCAAAGAGGCAGCCAUAAACCUGGAUGGUAUUAGUAAGGGGCAGUUGAUGGAACUUAAGAGUAUGCAGGCACUGCCGAAGCCUCUGCUCGACAUCCUCACCUGUGUCUCCAUACUCAAGGGUGACAGGCCACAGCCCGGGCCUCAUAUCUGGAAAUCCAUCAAACAGUCGAUGAGCAACACCGCUUACUUCCUUGAUCAGCUGCAAUGCAUUGCCCCUGAGUGUCUGGAUGAGGCAGACAUCAAGCGCGUGCAAGACAUUCUCGCCACGCCAGAUAUGACCCCGCAGGCGGUGAGCAAGUUCUCGACGGCCGCACCAAUCAUGCUCACGUGGGUGAUUGCGUUGGUCGGUGUAUGGAUCAAGUUCAAGGUCUACACGACGACGCAGGGCGAGACGGGCGGUGAGACGGAGGCUGAGGCAAGCGCGCCCACGCCCACUCCAAAUCCAGACGAUAUGGCGCAAGCUCAGGCAGCGUUGAGCGAGGCGCUCGCCGGCCUCAAUAAGGUGAGAAAGAUGGACAUCAUGGAGGUGAAGGCUAUGAAGACGCCGCCGAAGAUGAUGCAAGACGUGUUCACGUGCAUCGCCACGCUCAAGGUUGUGCCGCAGCCCGACAAAUGGGGGAGCAUCCUGAAGAUGCUUUCGGACACGGGCUUCAUACGGUCGCUGCACACGAUUGGCUGGCAGGACGUGAGUGAGCGGGAGGCGAAGCGCGUCGACGCUAUCCUUGCUUCGCCAGACAUGACGCCAGAGGCGGUGCGCCAAAUAGGAGGUCCCGCCGGCGAUAUCUUCUUCGCAUGGGUCGUCGCACUGAUGAACCUACGGGCCCUCAUGACGAGACCAGCCCAGGCGGAGGGCGAGGCGCAACACACGCCUGCGCACGGCACGCCUGCUGGCGUGCUGCCAAACCUUGCGGACGGUUCGGAGCUCGUGUGGGUUCAUCUUGGCGGGGCGGAGCUCGAGCCGCAGCUGCUCGUGGACGCUGAGAUGGGUGCCGCACCGAUACGGCUGGUGGAUGCGCGCUAUCUGAUCGCGCUCGCACAGGACGGCGGGCGCCUUGGGCGCAGGCAGGACCUACCGGACUCGGCGUUUGUCUCGUUGGAGACGUUGCGCCGGCUCAGGAUUGGCAGCAGCAACUCCCUUCGGAUUAUCGUCGUCAGUCACGCGUGGCUCACUCCGUGGCAUCCCGACCCCCACGGUGACAACCUAUGCCUCCUUGCCAUCGCGCUGCGCAUGAUAGUCGACGAUCGACAUGACAGCGCCGAUGCACCGGACGAGCUGCAGACGUACGCGGUGAUGAUUGACUUCUGCUCGGCCCAUCAGAAGGGCAAGUGUGGUGAGGCGCGGACGACACAGGAGCAAGCUCUCUUCACAAGGGCGCUCCACAGCAUGGGCGACUGGUACUCGCACCAGGAGACGACGGUGAUCAAGCUCACCAAGCUGCCCGAAGGCUAUCCGAACGGCUUCGACUUCCCGGACGGCAUGGUCGCAAACACCGCGGACUAUGCGGGGCGUGGGUGGUGCUUCGAGGAGGCCUCGGUCGCCGGCCUCAUCAAAUCGUCGGGCAAGGUGCUCGACCUCGGCCAGUAUGACAAGGCCUCCAACCUCGACGAGCUGAAGAAGGAGUGCAAGGCUGGCCGCGCCCCGCCACUCACGCCCGCCGAGUUCGACAGGCAGCUCGAGACCAAGUCGUUCACCUCGAAAAAGGCUGACCUCGCUCAGGUGCAGGCCCUCUACCUGCACGCGUAUGAGAGCCGAUUGGGCUGCGUGACGGAACUGUGGCUGCGCGAGCUUGGGUGGGCAGACGCCGAGUGCGAGCAGCUCAUCUCGGUGAUUCGCUCCGGGGUGCUCAAAGAGCUCGAGCUGCUGGUCCUCAACCUCAACGAUAUUGGAGACGACAGCGCCAACCUCCUCGCCGCCGAGAUACUGAACGGUGCGCUGCCAAAGCUCAAGGAGCUGAGCAUCUAUGGCAACGCGCGCCUCUCGAGCCGGGGGUUGGAUGAGCUUGGGAUGGCGUGCAAAGAGAGGCGCGUGGGGCUGAUUACGGAGGGACCAGGCGGAUGA